GGGAGUUUUAGGCCACAACAAUAUCUGAUUAAAUCCUACCACCCACGGAUCGUGCAGGUGAAUGAAUUGUACCUAGUCACCGUUCCGUCGACGGAGAUACAUCGGUGAAUCAUAAUUCGGCCGUCGAAUCGAUGCAUCAGCCGUUGCUUGAACUAGGAGAAAGAAUGGAGGAGGUACCACCAAAAUCAUUCCAUGACAAAAUAUCUGCUUACAAGAACAUGGUUCAGGAGGCAUAUAAGAGCAACCCUAUCUCAUACUGGAUUCUUUUACUUCUGAGUAGUGCAGGAAUGCUUAUCGCUUUCCCUGCUUCUAGCCUUCUUUCUCGACUCUACUUUUCUAAUGGUGGCAAAAGCAAAUGGAUCAUUUCAUGGGUAUCGGUUGCUGGGUGGCCUAUUCCUCUUCUUAUCUUACUCCCUAUGUACUUCUUCUCAAAAGCCACCCCAACUCCCCUAAACUUAAAACUCGCUCUUUCUUACAUCGGUUUGGGUUUCUUAAGUGCUGCCGAUAAUCUUAUGUAUGCAUACGCCUACGCCUAUCUCCCGGCCUCAACUGCCUCCCUCCUGGCCUCCACAGUCCUCGUUUUUUCUGCAAUUUUUGGGUAUCUUAUAGUCAAAAACAAGAUUAAUCUCUCAACCAUAAACGCCAUUGUGGUUAUUACAGUAGCUAUGGUUAUCAUUGCUUUGGACUCGGAUUCCGACAGAUUUGGAUACAUAACCGACGCUCAAUAUACGAUUGGUUUCAUAUGGGACAUUGUGGGAUCAGCUCUUCAUGGCCUAAUCUUUGCUCUUUCUGAGCUUGUUUUUAUAAAACUCUUAGAAGGAAAAUCGUUUCAUGUAGUCCUGGAGCAACAAGUGAUGGUUUCCUUCUUUGCCUUUCUAUUUACCACAAUCGGGGUUGUGGUAAACAACGAUUUUAACGGGAUGAGUUCCGAAGCAAAAGGAUUUAUAGGUGGGGCAAGUGCAUAUUACAAUGUUAUCAUAUGGGGUAUCAUUACUUUUCAGUUGGGAGUUUUGGGUUCAACCGCUGUGUUAUAUCUAUCAUCCACUGUGCUAGCCGGUGUCCUUAACUCAAUACGGGUGCCAAUCACAAGCAUUGCGGCGGUCAUACUUAUGCAUGAUCCUAUGAGCGGUUUCAAGAUUUUAUCGCUCAUCGCUACCUUCUGGGGGUUCACAUGCUAUAUAUUUGCUAGUUACCCUGCAAGUCCAGUUCCUUCACCAUCUUCUAGUUAAUAGUCUUGUUAUAUAUAUUCUUGCCCCCAUUCUAGUUAUUACUGGGUUCAGAUCCUACUACGGCUUGUGGCAUUCGUCCGAUGUACCAAUCGAGUGUCAAGAGCCGAAGGGUUGUGACCGUCUCUCUUUAGGAACAUGCGUGUAAAUUCGUUUGUCCUAAAACAUGAAGUUGUUAUUAAGGCUUACCUGUUAUGAGGGCUUAUUUGUGUUCUUUCA
Messenger RNA from Cynara cardunculus var. scolymus (artichoke), 1445 nucleotides. RefSeq names its product probable purine permease 5. Gene Ontology annotation, cellular component: membrane. The transcript has 2 exons. The coding region runs from base 132 to 1229 and encodes 365 amino acids. The record is from RefSeq and is a predicted model, not a curated record. Lineage: Eukaryota; Viridiplantae; Streptophyta; Magnoliopsida; Asterales; Asteraceae. Gene Ontology annotation, molecular function: purine nucleoside transmembrane transporter activity.